GGUGAGCUGAAGGCGUUCCCUGGUGCUGGACGUCUCGCGAGCGAAGGCGGGACUCGUCGCGCGGACGCAGCGUGGUGUGCACGGGAAGUGGUCCGCGUGCACGAUAUUGGAACGUCAGGAGGAGCCCGCUGAGCGUGGACUCGUAUAAAGUGGUCCCACCCGCCGAGAAACUGUCCCGGUUGACAGCAGCAGCAUCAGCAGCAACAGCAGGUGGCUGAUGGUGGUGGUGGUGAGGCUACCCGCAGAGGACGCGCGCGACGGGAGGAGGGAGAUUUCCCAGCAGUUGUCAGCACGCGAGAAAGAUGCCACCGCUCCGGGUCACCUCGCAAUACCCCGGCCGUUCAAACAAUCAAUCGCGCAGCAGCAAGUGAAAGCAUUAGGGACUACUUCACGCGACGAACGCUGUUGCCAUGUGUUAGUUAGUUGCAGUGCGCGUCCGGGGUUUUUUGUUGUUUUUUUGUUGUUAUUGUUGUUGUUUUAAACCCACGCCGAGCUGGGAAGAGGAACCGUGGUGGGCUCCGCGACGUGGAGCGGGGGGGUGGGGGAAGGGGGCUGGGGGAGGCUGCACCAUGAGGCUGAGCUUCGUGUCGCUCGUUCUGCUGGCGUGGGACUGCGCGCAAUGCGCCGCCGCCACCGCCGCCGCUCGUGCGCAACGCGCUCACGGCAUCAUCCCGGCGCGGGGAGGACGGCGCGGGCGAGCAGCGGCGGCUGGGGCAGCGGCGGCCGUGGUGAGCGCGUCCUGUCCCAGGGGCUGCCGCAGCUGCUCGGAGGUGAACGGCUGCCUGAGCUGCGAGCAGCGUUACUUCUUCUUCCUGGAGCGCAAGGGCAUGCGGCAGCAGGGCCGGUGCACUGCCGCGUGUCCCCAGGGGCACUACGAGCAGCGAGAGCCCUCCAUCAACAGGUGUGCAAAAUGCAAAGUGGACCACUGCAGCAGCUGCUUCGCCAGAAGUUUUUGUACAAAAUGUACAUCUGGAUAUUAUUUGCACCUGGGAAAAUGUUCAAGCACCUGCCCAGAAGGUUUCGCUGUGGACAGCCAAAGCAUGGAAUGCAUAAAUGUCGUCGAGUGUGAGGUGGGGCCCUGGAGUGAGUGGGGGCCCUGCACGAAGAACGGCAAGCCGUGCGGCGGCAAGCGGGGCACCCACCACCGCGAGCGGACCAUCGCACGGGAGCCCUCCCUCCACGGCCGCCCGUGCCCGGCCGUGCGGGAGAGCAAGCGCUGCAGGCUCCAGCGCCGCCAGUGCGCAAAGAAGGAGGGGGCCGCCUCGGAAACGGCUUCAGAAAAACCCCAAGAAAGGAAAGAGGUAGGCCACAAAGGACGGGGGAAGAAAAAAAAUGGACAGCGUAAAAAAAACAGGAAGGCGGUAACUGCAAGACCGCCUGCCACAAGCAAGGAGACCUAAGACGCCUCCUGGAGUCCAGCUGCAACAAAGCCAAGAUUCCAAAACCGUUGCAGAUCCACCAAGAAGUCAAGAGAGAUCUGCGCCUUUGUAUUUAUAACUGACGUUGUAAUCAUCGCGAACGAUGCACACCAGAAACUUUGACGGUAAUUGAAUCGAACUCCUACAAGGUUACCUUCAACAUCAACCCUCGCCAACUUGUCGGCAUUACAUUCCGUAAAAAAAGUUAAUGUUUGACAAAGAUACGAAAUCUAUUACUCUUUUUGUUGUUGUUGCCAGCUUCGUCAUCGCAAGCCACGACUGUCAUGCAACAGCCAAUAGUCUUGACAGGGUCCACUGAUGUAUGGGUCACAUUUGCCACAAUCGCUUGGGUGCGAAUUCCUGAACAAUGGCGAAAUCACCGGCAACGUAAACAACAGAGUCGGCAGAGCGCGAGAUGCCGACCACGCGAGACCGUGGCCAAGAAAUGGACCGGCGCCGCAUGUCGAUCAGCGCACUUUUUUGUAUCCUUCCGACGAGGACGGUGCGAGCUUUGUGAGUGGCGGCGCCGCGUGGACAUCUGAGGGACGAUCGCGAGCGCCGGCAAGAGGACAACGCGUGAAGCGAUUCUACGGGCGGAGGGACGAGCAGAAAGAGGAGUGCCAUCCCUGUUCAUUUUGACGUUUCGCAUUUUAAUGUUAAAAAAAACCUAGUUUUUACUUUGCCACGGAAAAAAAACUGCCGUUAUUUAAACAGCCUGAAGCAUUAGUCACUGCUUCCUUCAUAGUAAUAUAAUAAUAAUUUACAGUCAGUUGUGUCAAUCCACUGCUGGAUAAAAGCCUCCCCGUGCCACGCAUGUCAUGGCGGCUGCUUGAUCAUGCUUCACCACGCUUGUCAGUGCCGGGGUUGGCGAAGGCUCUUUCACGGCCGUGUUACUGGCAGAACAACGUGGUGGGUUUCUGUUGGGCAGUGCUUGUACACCGGCCUCUUAAUAGCUGUGCUCAAAAGUGCUCUCCAUUGCAUUCGUUUUAACAAAACACACUCCACCAACUGCCAAGUGCUGAUGGACGUCACAAUGGUGGACACACGUUGGGGCGUGUUGCAGCAGCUGACCACAUCCUGGCAGUUUCCUCUUCUCCCCCCCCCCUCUCCUGGGAUGGUAUUGCAACGUGGCUGCGUAGGUGAUCCGUUUGAGCGUUCCUCCAGAAAACUGGACGUGGCAUCCUUGGGUGUCACCCGCGUCGGCUGCGCUGGUGUCCAUAUCGAGUCCAAAGGGUGCCGUGGUGGCGAGAUGUUAACUACCUCGCCUGGUAUGCGGGAGCUCGUGGGUUCGAUCCUGACCCUGACGUAUAUUUGGAGUUUGCAUGUCUCUCUCCUCGUGGUCGUGUGGAUUUUUCUCCGGGUCCUCAACAUUUAGAAUCAACAUCACGCGUUUCGAGUAUUUGGCUGCUAUAAAUGUCCACACUGAUGAUAAGCCACUUCAUUGAGCUAUCAUUUGUGAUAGCCAGGUCUCUUCUGAAAAAUAGUUAUAUAGCUCAGUGGGCCUUACCUUCAGCUUAGUUUUCAGUUUCAGACGACAUGCAGCCAAGCCAGGCCAAGUUGACCCCUUUUCCCCACUGGCAUAUUCGAGCAGAGCCAGCACGUGACCCCCACGGCACAGGUGGUUACUUACCGGCUUGUUAUCGAGCAGAGCCAGCAGAAUCAAACCAUGAAACUCGAAACCUUUGCAAGACUCCAAAGAAUGGAUCCGGGCCAAGCAGGAUCAGGGGGCGGGGCUAAUUACACAUUCAAAUCGCUGAUGACGUCAACGCACGGCUCGGCUUCUGCGGUGCAAAACAAACCGGCGCCUCCCGAGCCGCGCCAGGCUGGCUGGGCCCCAGGGUGGCUCGGUUGUACAGUGGAGAACACGAGGUAGUUGUGUCCCCACGAACCCUGUGGCCCUCAUCCAGCUCUCCCACUUCCUGUACUCCUCGCUCCCCACUACACCACUUCCCCACGGCUCGCGUUGUCAGGAUAUAUAUUUGUUUUAACUAUUAAUCAUUGUUAUUUUAACAGGUAAGGCGCCCUGAGUUAUGUAGCUCUUUUUUAGAAGCGACCUGGCCACGUAGGAUAGCUCAACAACGUGGCUUUAUCGCGUGGAAUUGUAUGUUUCCAAACGUGGACGGAAAAACCGGAGGACCAAGAGAAAAAUCCACGCU
Molecule: messenger RNA, 3574 nt
Organism: Lethenteron reissneri (Far Eastern brook lamprey)
Lineage: Eukaryota; Metazoa; Chordata; Hyperoartia; Petromyzontiformes; Petromyzontidae
Product: R-spondin-2-like
Source: RefSeq, a predicted model, not a curated record